GUCCGGGAUUGUUGUUUUCUGCGGCGGACAACUUGUUCGGUGGCGCCUCCGCCGCCCAUGGGCGCUGCUGUUCCCCCCCACCCACCACCGCUGCUCGGGCUGUCCGGCGCGCCUCCUGCCCGCUGCGGCUCCGGGACGAGUGUCGAGCUCAGCUUUUGUGAAUGAACACGGACACGGAGACAUGCGAGUGACCGCUGAGCUCCGCCGUGGGGCUCCCGGGGGGCCGGCGGCCGGCGGGAGGGACUAGCGGCGCAGAGCCGCGGAUCGUUGCGGAAAACAGCGACCGUGACUGCGGACUGGCGCGGAGGAGGCGCCGGUGCACGGAGCACAGCGUCAAACAGCGGAACUAAACCACCAUGUCCAUCCACAUCGUGGCUCUGGGCAGCGAGUGUCCCGGAGGAGUCGGCUCUGGGGAGGAGAUCGUGGGCCAGGGCCAGCUGCAGGGGGGCUUGCUGUGGAGCUACCUGGGUCACGGAGCCCUGGUGGGUCCCUGCGACCUGGAGGGCAGCCUGCACAACCCGGCCUUCAUGGAGUACACCUCGCGUGCGUUUGGGGAUGUUACUGUGGUGGUUCGAGACUGUCCCAGCUGGGACCUGUUGGACAGCGACUGGGCCAGCGUACGGAAGGUCCUGGAGCAAGCGGACAUCCUGGUCAUUAAAUAUUCUGUCACAGACAAGCUGGCCUUCCAGCAGGUCCGAAACAGUUUCGCCCCGAGGCUUCGCCCUCUCCUGAGGCACUGGGGUGUACCGGUCAUCCUUGUUGCUGUGGGAGCUCGGCUGAAUGAUGAAGGCCCUCCUUGUACGUGCCCACUGUGCGCGUCGGACUGGAGCAGCUGUGUGCCUCACAGUGAAGGUCUGCAGCUCUCCCGGGACCUGGGGGCCACGUACCUGGAGCUGCCCUCGCUCAAUCACGUCUUUGUCGGACGCUACUUUGGCAGCGUGCUCGAGUACUUCAUGAUCCAGUGUCUGAAACACAAAGCCAAAGAGAGGCCCGAGAAGAGACGAGGCAACAAAGUGAACGAGCUCCGCCCCCCUCACUUAGAGCAACCAGCUCGUCUUCCUCCCAUCCGGGUGGAGGAGUCCAGCUUCUCCCAGGACAUGCAGUGGCUCUUGGAGCGCGGCGUGCAGUUCGCCGACGUGGCGUUCUACGCCGGGGAUUCUGGUAAAGAGUUGGGAUGGGCCCACGCAGCUGUGCUGUGUGCGGUCAGCUCCUACUUCCGACAGCUGCUCCUGGGGCCCAAGAACAGGGAGCGGGAUGGAGGUCCCCAUUCGCUGCUCUCCACAUGGGAUGGAAGCAUCAUCGACGACAUGCCGAGAUCAGACGGGCACUUGACAGGACGCCUAACUCGACUGGUGGUGAAGGACCCGCUCCUCUGUAUGUGCUUGUGGGAGACUCUCAUGUUCAUUUACAGAGGAGCGUGGGAGUGGGAGCACCUCCAGGAGGCCCUGGAGGAGAAGCUAAAGAGUUCGCUCGCUGUGGCUCAGCUUAUGGAGCGCAUACGCUCCCUCGUCGGCAGAGACAGGGGUCCCAGGGACACACCGAGUGCACGGGCAGCUCAGCUCGGCCCCCAGACUCUUGUCAACCUCUUUAAUUCCCCUCUCUUCUCAGACGUCAUCUUCAUGGUGCAAGGAAGUGUAUUGCCCGCCCAUCGCGCGGUGCUGGUGGCCCGCUGUGACGUGAUGGCGGCCAUGUUCAGUGGAAAGUACGCAGAGGCUCGGAGCAGAGUGGUUCCCAUCCACGGAGUCUCCUCGGACACCUUUCUGUCCUUCCUGGAGUACCUCUACACCGACUCCUGCUGUCCUGCCAGUGUGCUGCAGGCCAUGGCCGUGCUGGUCUGUGCCGAGAUGUACCAGGUGAAGCGACUGCAGCACCUGUGUGAGGUGUGCGUGUGCGCGUACCUUCAGAGCAUGCCCAGUAGGGAGCUGGCGUCGACAGGCAUCAGCGUGGUCCGGCUACUCCGCAGAGCAAAGUGCCACAACGCAGAGCAGCUGUACGUCUGGCUCCUCCACUUCAUCGCCAACAACUACCUGAUCUUUAGUCAUAAACCAGACUUCCUGGAGCUCUCAGAGGAGGAGCGUGAGCAGGUGGAGAGGCUCCGCUGGCCAUCCAGGGGAUACCUGCAGGAGCUCAGCGAGUACCAGCAGCGACGGCGCAAGCUACGCAAGUCUCGCUGCUUAGUCAUGUGACCACACCUGCAGGCCUAAACCCUGCGGAGAGAGGGAGGGGCAGAGAGGGAACAACAAAAAUGUGGAUUACAGCUGGACUUUGUUGGACAACGUAGCAGAUAGUGAACAUCACAGACUGAUCCCAGAUGUGAAGCGCCUCUCCACCUCUAGAGGAAAGACUCUUUGUACAAGAACUACUUCACCUUGGGCAAUACAGACUGAUCCUUAAAACCCAGAAUGAGUUCAACCCGACCGUCUGGCCUCUGAUCAGAGGCUCUGUGAUAGAUUAUAUUUCUACUCGUAGCAGCAAAACACAUCAAACACAAAGAGGCAAAAUAAACUCACACGGCAUUAAAGUAGCAUCAGAUUUCCAAACAUGCUUGAAAACAAACCAGCAUUUUGUGGAAGUUUCAAAUAAAAUCCGGCUAAAAAUGUAGGAAUUGUCUCGUCUGUUAAAUACAGACACAGAAUAGCUGCAAGAUGAGAUCAACCCACAAUGCAUUUGGGUUCUGAUGGAUGUAAAGAUGGCCAACAUGUCCACUUCCUGCAUAUCUCCACUAGGACCAUUUCUGGAGUCUUCAGACGUCCAGGCGAGCGCUGACCAACAUGAAGACACGGAGGAGAGCUGACGCAGCUGGGAGCGCCGCCUCACUCGUCGCUCCGUAAAUACGUCAGAUUAGCUUUUGAGCAGGACCAAGUUCACGAGCCCCAUUCAGUUAUUUGACAUUUAAAAUGCAUCGCCAGUACAAAUACUUUUUUUUUAUUAUAAUA
This is a messenger RNA of Nematolebias whitei (Rio pearlfish), 2936 nucleotides long. It is a transcript of the gene rhobtb3, whose product is annotated as Rho related BTB domain containing 3. Gene Ontology annotation, biological process: regulation of proteolysis; proteasome-mediated ubiquitin-dependent protein catabolic process. Gene Ontology annotation, molecular function: ubiquitin protein ligase binding. Lineage: Eukaryota; Metazoa; Chordata; Actinopteri; Cyprinodontiformes; Rivulidae. Bases 357 to 2186 code for a protein of 609 amino acids. The transcript has 13 exons. Gene Ontology annotation, cellular component: cytoplasm. The record is from RefSeq and is a predicted model, not a curated record.